This is a messenger RNA of Betta splendens (Siamese fighting fish), 2928 nucleotides long. RefSeq lists its product as uncharacterized. The record is from RefSeq and is a predicted model, not a curated record. Bases 86 to 2434 code for a protein of 782 amino acids. Lineage: Eukaryota; Metazoa; Chordata; Actinopteri; Anabantiformes; Osphronemidae. The transcript has 9 exons.
AGUGGGUCUGGUCCGGUGGGUCUGGACCAGUGGAUCUGGACCAGUGGGUCUGGACCAAUGGGUCUGGUCCGGUGGGUCUGGACCAAUGGGUCUGGUCCAGUGGGUCUGGUCCAGUGGGUCUGGUCCGGUGGGUCUGGUCCGGUGGGCCUGGUCCGGUGGGUCUGGUCCGGUGGGUCUGGACCGGUGGGUCUGGACCGGUGGGUCUGGACCGGUGGGUCUGGUCCAGUGGAUCUGGACCAAUGGGUCUGGUCCAGUGGGCCUGGACCAGUGGGCCUGGACCAGUGGGCCUGGACCAGUGGGUCUGGACCAGUGGGUCUGGUCCAGUGGGUCUGGACCAGUGGGUCUGAAUGAAGACACAGGCCGUCUGAGACUAACUGCUGUGUUCCCCACAGGCAGCACGCUGUCGCUGGGCUCGUCUCCCUCUCUCUCCAGGUCCCAGUCCUCCCUCAGCUCCCCGUCCAAGCCGGCGGACCUGCUGUCCGUGCUGACCCACAUCCUGGGGCAGCCCGUGCCCCGGGACGCCGAGCAGGGCGAGUUCCUCUGUGGCAAAUGCGUGAGCGCCCUGGAGCGGGUCUUCAAGUUCGACUCGGUGAUAGCCAGGGUGAGGGUGCUCUCCUCCGAGCGGCUCCAGAAGCUGACGCGGGAGCGGGACACGAUCAGACAGUGGGUGCGGCAGAACUACGGCCAGAGGCAGCCGGGCCGCCUCCAGAACCGGGGCAGCGCCAGCGAGGACGACGGGGAGGCGGAGAAGGAGGGCUACAGGGAGAUGCUGAAGGAAAACAUGGCGCUGUCGGAGUACGAGUGCUGGUCCGAGAAGUGGGACACGUGUCCGUAUUUCAUCAGAACCGGCAAAAGGUGCCGGAAAGGCAAAGGCUGCGAAGGCUGCGACCACCUGUGCGUGUCCGACUCCCACUACGAGUCGGUGUGUGGCGUUCCCCGCCACCUCCCCUUCUCCCCGCUGCCGCUGUCGCGGGACAGAUCCCAGAGCAUGCCGCUCCACUGGCACAAGGCGCCGUCCGUGGGCUCCGGCCCGGCCUCGCUGGCCGGGUCCAGCCUCUCGCUACAGGCCUCCUCCUGCACCGGGUCCACUCAUUCUCUGGACUCGCUUGAUGGCAACGACCCGUUUGACUCACCAGGAGUCCACUUCAUGCUGAAGGAGCUGAAGACCAUCGAAGGGAAGCCUGUCAGCUCCCCGUCAGGGAGCAAGAUCCCGGUUCUGGAGAGGAGGUCAGGAAGAACGGUGGGAAGGUCGUCAUCCGCAGUGAACAGGGCCUUGGCCUUCGAGGAGCUGGAGAACGGAGCUGAUGAAACAGACGGAGAGGAUGGAGAUGUCCUGACAGAACUGAGGGAUGAGUUUGUGCCGCUCCAUCAUGAGAGCGCGGCUGGCAGGGUUCCGCUUGCCGUCAGACACCUGCGAGGACGGCUGGACAAGGCCGAGUCCCGCAUCAGGACCCUGGAGGCCGAGCGGAGCCGCGGGGGGGGCGGCUCCAGUGAGGUCAACGGCUCCGAGGACUGGGCCCCACUGCUCCAGGACGCCGGCUCCGUGCUGCAGAGCCUCGGUCACUCCCUGCGCAGCCGGGAGCGUCUGAUCCAGGAGUGUUUGGCUCUGAUCCGGAGACUGUGUGUGGAGCGGGGAGCGCGGACGGAGCUCGCAGACAAGCUGAUGGAGAACCUGAAGGAAGUCCGCGCUGACAACAAGGCCGCCUUGGAGAGUCUGAGGUCUGACGUGACCCAGAGAGAGAAGGAGCUGGAGACGGAGGUCGAGGCGCUGAGGAAAGCUGCCAGAGACCGAGAGAAAGACCUGAACACGCUCCACACGGUGCUGCAGUGCAACCAGGAUGUUCUGAACGACCUGCGAGCGGCUCUGGGGGAGAAGGAGCAGCUGUUGAAGGAGUCGGUGAAGGAGAGGGAGCUGUGGAGACAGAGGACCAGGGCCCUGGAUGCCGUCCGGCAGGAGAAGGAGGCGCUGAUCGACUCGCUGCAGGAGGCGGUGCACGCGCUGCAGGGGGAUGGGGUGGGAGAGGACGCCGCUGAGCUCGCUGCCUUGUUGAAGGACAGACUGGGAACCAGCGCCACCUUGUGUCAGGAAGUCGCCGAACUGCACACAGCUCUGCAGAAAUACCAGGACCUGGUGCAGGAUCAGCAGGAGAGUCACAGUCAGACGGUUUCCUCUCUGACCACUCAACUCGCAGACACUCGGCAGGAGCUGAGGCUGAAGGAGAAGGAGAAGAAGGAGGCGGAUCGAGCCUGGCAGAGCACGAGAGAAGACCGGGACCGAGAGGAGAGGCAGCUUCGACACAGGCUGGAGAAGAGAGAGCAGCUCAUAGAGCAAAUCCUGGUGGAUGCUGAGGAGAGAGACCAGCUGUUCAGAGAGCUGCAGCAGAACCUGGCCAACAAAUGUGAAGCCGUGACGGCCGUCAAACACACGCUGUGACCGACGGCGAAGGAGGUGGAGAGAAACCCUUGCACUUUUCACAACCACCGUUUGGCCUCAUCAGCGUAUUUAUUGUGGUCCUCAACUCGGCCACGUAUUUCAUGUUAAUUUGGUUCUGAAUGUGCCGAGGAAGGCUGGUGGUACUGAUGCUGAAAAUGACCAGGGUUCUGCUAAUGAAUGUACAGGGUUUAUGCAGUGAUUGGGUUUCAUGUUGUUUGUGGGUCUGUCCUUGAGGACAGGAGCGCCUUCGAUCUUCAGUCUGAAUCCAGCUUCUUCCUUCUGCUUUGACCAGGUUUGUGUCUUCUGACCUGGUUCUGUUUACAUUGGAGCUUUAAUCACUCGUCAGAGGGAACAUUUUGGACAGAGGUUUUAUUUUAAACAGUUUUCUGCUUUUAUAUGCCUAUUUUUUAAUUUUAUUUUGGGCUAUUUUCUUCACUGUUGGUCCAGGAGAACAUGUUCUUCUACUUAAGACAAUUAAACACUGGUCCAAACAA